Messenger RNA from Halichondria panicea, 1726 nucleotides. Its product is annotated as pseudouridylate synthase RPUSD2-like. Bases 83 to 1582 code for a protein of 499 amino acids. Gene Ontology annotation, biological process: enzyme-directed rRNA pseudouridine synthesis. The record is from RefSeq and is a predicted model, not a curated record. Gene Ontology annotation, molecular function: pseudouridine synthase activity; RNA binding. The transcript is spliced from 10 exons. Lineage: Eukaryota; Metazoa; Porifera; Demospongiae; Suberitida; Halichondriidae.
AAUACGUGCCUGUCUGCAAAGAGCAUAAGUAUGCUAUUGCUUGCUGACGAUCUUUACCUGAAAGAGCUGUGUCGGAUCUGCAAUGGCAAAGAGGAAGAGUGAAUGCUGCAUUGAGCCUUCACAGUGCAGGGAGGAUGGAUGUACAACUCCUGUCAAGAAAAAGCUUAAAGUCGAGAGCAGAAAGCGGAGGCCGGGAAUCACCCAGGAAAUUUACAACGAAACAUCCUAUUAUGUCAAAAAUGGUUUGAGGUGUGUGAAGCCAUACUACUUCACUUUCAGUACCCAUGCUAAAGGGAGGUGGGUGGGAUCAAAGGUCAUUGACGUUUUCUGUAGAGAGUUCCAGUCAGAGACUCCUGAGUACUAUGAGAAAGCUGUUAAAGCUGGUAAAGUAACUGUCAAUGGUGUUGUUGCUACCAUGGAGACAGUUGUCAAGGAAAACGAACUGGUUACCCACAGGGUCCAUCGGCAUGAGCCCCCAGUUAUAGCCACACCCCUAAAUAUAGUGCACAAGGACGAGGAUCUCAUUGUGCUCGACAAACCAGCCUCUAUUCCCGUUCAUCCGUGUGGCAGGUACAGACACAACUCUCUGGUGUUUCUCCUGGCUAAGGAGCAUAAGCUGCUCAACCUGCACACGGUGCAUCGACUGGACCGGCUGACGUCUGGUCUGCUCAUGUUUGCACGCUCGGUGAACAAGGCCCAGCAGAUGGAGACACAGAUAAGAGAGAGGAGAGUUUCAAAGGUCUACCUUUGCAGAGUUCAGGGGGAAUUCCCAAGUGAGCCCGUGGUGUGCAGUGAGCCCAUUCUGGUGGUGACACACAAGGUGGGAGUGUGUAAGGUGGACCCUCAAGGAAAGGAUUGCUACACCACAUUCACAAGACUCUCAUUCAAUGGCAAGACCACUGUUGUCCAAUGCGAGCCCAAGACUGGACGUAUGCAUCAGAUCAGGGUCCACCUGCAGUGGCUGGGACAUCCCAUAGUCAAUGACCCCAUCUACAACCAUCCUGCCUGGAGGCAAACCCCCGACUCGUUGGGUACAGGAAACCAGACGAAUAUUGAGCGUAUCAUCAGUGAGAUUGUUCGCACCAACUAUAGCUCAGACGCUCCAGAGAGAGCAACCCAAACUGAGAUGUCAUCAGCUGAAGAUACAGUUGAAUCUGCAAGCCACAGUAUUCAGAAAUAUACAGUCUCUGUGACAGAUCUUGAAAUCUCUCGUGAUGGACAAAUUGCAAGAUUAACACACAAUGAACAGGGCACAGCCACUGGAGAAUCAUUGAGCUCUGCUAGAGAUGCCGAGGACUCCACAAAGGAAAGUGUUGCAAUCGAUGGUGGUAGAGAUAAUGCAGCAACUAAAGAACAUACUGAUACCGAGGCUGUCAUGGCCACAACGUCAAUGUGUGCUGCUGUUGAUAUUAGUGUAGAUGCAGACUGCAGUGAGUGUCACAUGUUUAGGCCAGACCCCUCUCCCUCGGAUCUUAUCAUGUACCUUCAUGCCCUCUCGUACAAGGGAGAGGGUUGGGAGUUCUCCACUCCCACACCAGAUUGGGCACACCCGGACUGGACCGAGGACAUAGCACUGACAUGAUGCUACAAUUAUAGCAGGGCAUUUAAUUCUAUUUAAUACGUCUCUAUGCUCAAUUUCCUCUUGUUUGUAUCCAUGGAUAUUUUGGUACUCGUAAAAGUAAUGGUCAAGUUGACAAUUAAGUUUCUGUACAAUAAUAUAUCGGUA